UCGAUGCUUCAGCUUGCUUGGUCUUCCUUUAUACCUAUAAAGGGAUAUAUCUUCGAGCCUUGGUAUUGUACUACUGACGGCUAUUAACGACCCUCUCAACGACUGCAUGAUAUCCGCGGCCGGCAUUUACUCAACAGCUCCACAGACCGAGGUGGCAAACAGCAACUGAACAGGUCAACAAUAUACCUCGAUACUCCAAAUACGCUCCCCACGACCACACACAAUGGCUCCCGGCCUCACCCUCCAUGAUAGCCCUCCUCUCUCCAGCACAACCUCCAAGCUCGCCUCUCCACCCACCACCUGCCUCUCCACGACCCCUUCUCCGGCUUCCUCCCCGAACACUACCUCCUCUGCCACCUCUACCGCAGGCACGACCAAGCCGGCUCCACGCCCUUCUAAUGCAUUCGAGGACCUCGUUGACUCACUGACGGCCAUCCUGGGCCCGACGUCCGGCUUGACGAGCGAGGGCGUUGAUGUCGAUGCCCUGACGAGGCUGAUGAGGGAGUAUGAGAGUAAGGAGGAGGACUGGGGACGGUACGCGCUAGGAGAUCCGUCGAGGGGGUAUACGAGGAACUUGGUGGAUGUAGGGAAUGGGAAGAGCAACCUGCUCAUCCUCGUCUGGUCCCCUAACAAGGGCAGCCUCAUCCACGACCACGCUGAUGCCCACUGCCUCAUGCGUAUCCUCUCCGGUACCCUACGCGAAACCCGCUACGCUACCCCUCCUUCACCCGCCGCCGCGCCCCCCACCGUCCUCAAAGAGACCACAUACUCCGCAGGCCAAGUCACCUACAUGUCCGAUUCCCUCGGCGUGCACAAGAUCUCAAACCCAGACCCGGAACGGAUGGCCGUGAGUCUACAUCUCUAUACCCCGCCGAACGCCGCUAAGGAGGGGUGCCAUGUUUGGGACGAACGCCAUGGCGGCAGGAGCCACGUCAAGCAGAACAAUUAUUUCUCGGUGAUGGGGGUGAAGGGAGGCAGGGUGGAGGACCUGAUGUGAGGGGGUUUGUUAAUGGCUAUGAGUUCUGAGGGUUUCAUGAGAGUUUAUGACCGCUUUAAGGGUUCGGUGAGGGUAGAUGGGGUGGGGAGGGGGAUAA
Pseudogymnoascus destructans is the source of this 1094-nucleotide messenger RNA. RefSeq lists its product as uncharacterized. The transcript has 2 exons. Bases 224 to 997 code for a protein of 257 amino acids. Gene Ontology annotation, biological process: L-cysteine catabolic process. The record is from RefSeq and is a predicted model, not a curated record. NCBI's taxonomy places the organism in Eukaryota, Fungi, Ascomycota, Leotiomycetes, Thelebolales, Thelebolaceae. Gene Ontology annotation, molecular function: cysteine dioxygenase activity; ferrous iron binding.